Messenger RNA from Mus pahari (shrew mouse), 1090 nucleotides. RefSeq names its product NME/NM23 nucleoside diphosphate kinase 6 (gene Nme6). The coding region runs from base 199 to 768 and encodes 189 amino acids. Gene Ontology annotation, biological process: GTP biosynthetic process; UTP biosynthetic process; CTP biosynthetic process. NCBI's taxonomy places the organism in Eukaryota, Metazoa, Chordata, Mammalia, Rodentia, Muridae. The record is from RefSeq and is a predicted model, not a curated record. The transcript has 7 exons. Gene Ontology annotation, molecular function: nucleoside diphosphate kinase activity.
GGAGUACCAGGUGAACCCAGAACCCCGGCUCGUGUUGGAGCUGGAAUAACUGAGUCUGGUGUGGGCUUUGGCCUGUGGUAGAGAAGCCCAGGUCGCCUGUCCUCCCAAGAGACCCCUUAGCAGCCUGGCCUUGGAAUGGCUGGAUCAGGUUCAUGCACUGAUUCAUCCAGCUAAGUUCUGUGGAAAUCCAGGGCAGAGAUGACCUCCAUCUUGCGAAGUCCCCAGGCUCUCCAGCUCACGCUAGCCCUGAUCAAGCCUGAUGCAGUUGCCCACCCACUGAUCCUGGAGGCUGUUCAUCAGCAGAUUCUGAGCAACAAGUUCCUCAUUGUACGAACGAGGGAACUGCAGUGGAAGCUGGAGGACUGCCGGAGGUUUUACCAGGAGCAUGAAGGGCGUUUUUUCUAUCAGCGGCUGGUGGAGUUCAUGACAAGUGGGCCAAUCCGAGCCUAUAUCCUUGCCCACAAAGAUGCCAUCCAACUUUGGAGGACACUGAUGGGACCCACCAGAGUAUUUCGAGCACGCCAUAUAGCCCCAGAUUCAAUUCGUGGAAGUUUGGGCCUCACUGACACCCGAAAUACUACCCAUGGCUCAGACUCCGUGGUUUCCGCCAGCAGAGAGAUUGCAGCCUUCUUCCCUGACUUCAGUGAACAGCGCUGGUAUGAGGAGGAGGAACCCCAGCUGCGCUGCGGUCCCGUGCACUACAGUCCAGAGGAAGGCAUCCACUGUGCAGCUGAAACAGGAGGACACAAACAACCUAGCAAAGCUUAGUAAACCCAGCCUAGUAAAGUCCCGAGGACUGGUCGUAGUAUUCAGCCCUUCCUCCUAGGGUCAGGGAAGGUGGUCUGAAGGCACUGUCCCUGUUGUCCCCACCAUGAGCUGGCAGGUCUAGCCGACCACAGCUCAGCUGCUGCAAUCCAGUUCUAUCUACCUCUUCUGUGGAGUAUCCAUGGGUGUUCAGGAAGGAUGGUGACGCCUCUUUUUACAAAGGACUGUCUUCCUUCCUCGAGAAAAAACCUGCCUGUUGACUAGUCAGGAAAAUGCAGUGCCUGUGUAACCAGCAUCCGACCUGGCUUCCUUAAUAAACUCUGUG